AACAAAGCACAGAAAAACAGCAAGUAUUUGGAAGUGCAGAUAAUGGUGAAGGAGAGGCAGGUCAAGGUCAGGAGGCCAAGGCCACCGAGGGUGAAGGUCAAGAAACAACUGAUGCUCCACAAGAGGAUGAAGUGAAAGACAACACUGAAACAGAGGCAAAAACUGAUGAGGAGACAAAACCGGCAGAGGGGCAAGAAGAAACGCCUUCAACUGACACAGACCAAGCACCACCAGCUGAAGCAGAGGGAGAACAGGCAGCAGAAGGCACAGCCACAGACCAAACAGAGGCAACAGGACCAACUGACCAACCACAGCCCACAGAACAGACUGACCAAUCACAAGCAGAUGAAGCAACACCAAAUGAACAAUCAGAAGAAGCUUCAAAUGAGCCUGCCCCAGCGACAGAUAAUGAGCAGGCGGCCACUGAACAGGGCGAAAAAGGUGAUGAACAAAAUGCUAAACCAGACGAAACAGAUGCCAAACCAGAUGAAAACACAGAUGCUCCUACAGAGGGUGCCCAGUCAGAGCAGAAAGAGGCUGGCCAAUCUGAUGAAAAUGCCACCGAUCAAGCAGAGGUGAAAGAAGAACCAACAGCAGAGGGAACAUCAGAAAAGGCAGAGGAGGUCAGCACAGAAGCUGCUGAACAGUCAGAAACUGCAAAAGAGACUGGUGAAACAACUGAAGACUCUCAGGAGACAGAUGCAGCACCAGCUGAGGCUGCAGAGCAGGGAGAGGCUGUGGAGACCUCUGGUGAAGCACAAGAGGAAGGUCAGGAACAGGAAGCUGCAGAGGAUGCUGGGAAGUCUGAGGAGCAGACAGCAGAGGAGCAAUCAAAAGAAGGAAAGGAAACAACAGAAGGAGAAGGAACCAAGCCAAAAACUCCCAAGAAGCCAAAGACCCCCAAAGGUGUAUUGCCGCCACCGCUGCCAUCUCUGGAUGAUGGGGACGUGGAGGUGGCUAAGAUGCCAGAGUUCAAGAAGCCGGCUGAUGGCAAUGACCCCAACACUAGAGGGGACGAGGAAGAAGUCCAGAGUGUAAGCUCCAAGAUUGACGAGGAAGACCAGAGGAUCCCCGAUGACUUCUUUUACAAUUAUGAAGAGUUUAUGUCCAAAGCCAGAGUUUCUGCUGACUCAGGCUUACCCCAAGACAUCCUCACUCUCAAGCACUCAUUUGGUUUUGAUGCCCAGAAGAGGGACAAUCUUCACAUCAUCGACCCUAACACCAUCAUGUUCAUAGCUGGUAAUGUGGUGGAGAUCGUGGACCUGAAGACCAAGGCACAGACGUACCUCAGGAGUACCAGCGGGGGCGGUAUUGGAGCCAUAGCUGUCCACCCAAGCAGGAAAUAUUUUGCCGUGUGUGAGAAGGGCGAAGCCCCCAAUAUCCUGAUCUACACCUGGCCUGACCUGAGACUGUACAGAGUGCUGAGAGGAGGCACACAGCAACUGUACAGCUAUGCUGACUUCAGCCCUGAUGGUAAGAUCCUGGCUUCAGUGGGAGGAGAGCCUGACUUCAUGCUGACACUGUGGAACUGGAAGCAGGAGAAGACACUGCUCAGGUCCAAGGCUUUCUCCCAGGACAUCUUCAGGGUCAGCUUCUCCAAUGACCUGGAGGGACAACUGACCUCAGCUGGUACUGGACACAUCAGGUUUUGGAAGAUGGCCAGCACAUUUACAGGUUUAAAGCUGCAGGGUCAGCUGGGGAAGUUUGGAAAGACAGAGCUGACGGACAUUGAGGGCUACGUGGAGCUGCCAGAUGGGAAAGUACUAUCUGGGGCUGAGUGGGGAAACAUGCUGCUUUGGGACGGAGGGCUGAUUAAGGUUGAGAUUUGUCGUAAAGACAAGAAGCCGUGUCACCAGGGCCCCAUCCAACAGAUCAUCAUGGACGAGGGGGAGCUGAUGACUGUGGGCACAGACGGCUGUAUUAGGGUGUGGGACUUUGAAUCCAUAGACACAGCAGACAGCACAGAUGAGGAGGGUCGCUUUGAGAUGGAGCCCAUGAAUGAGCUGAAGAUUGGCCAUGGCCAUGAAGUCAGCCUGAGGUGUAUCAAGAAGUCAGUAGAUCCUGAUGAACCCACCAUUUGGUAUGCCCAGGACUACAAUGGCGGUAUCUGGAAGUUGGACCUGUCGUUCUCUCACACCUCCCAGCCCCCAGAGAAGCUCCUGUCCUACCACUCCGGCCCCAUCACUGGCUGCUCCACGUCCCCAGUCAGCCACCUGGUGGCCACUAUAGGACAGGACAAAUCUCUGCGUAUAUAUGACUAUGUGUCCAAUCAGAGUGUGUGUGAAGUGAGAUAUAACAUGGGAGGAUCCAGGCUCAUAUGGGCUCCUAGAACUAUUGACCCAAAAGGUGCCACUCUGAUAGCUGGCUAUGAUGACGGUGUGGUCAGAGUCCUACAGCUGGCCCAAGUGGACGAGAAUGACCCGGCACGCAGAGUUAAGGGGGACACAGAGCUGCUGCUGGUGGACGUCCUCAAGCCACACAAGGCCAAGGUCACUGCCCUGGCCCUGGACAAUAAGGGGGAGAUUUUGGCAACUGGGGGAGUCCAACCUAAGCAAGUCAAACCAGCCAACCCAAAAUUUUGUAAGCCAUCCAGCUGUUUUUGGAAAUAUAGGCUGUCCUUUGAGCCCAAUGGCCGUCCAAAUGACAGCAGGGUAUCUCUCUCGGGGAAAACCUUGCAUGCAGGUAUAUUUUCCAUCACCAUAAAGAAAAUUCCUUUGUAA
This is a messenger RNA of Lingula anatina, 2720 nucleotides long. RefSeq names its product cilia- and flagella-associated protein 44-like. Gene Ontology annotation, molecular function: protein binding. NCBI's taxonomy places the organism in Eukaryota, Metazoa, Brachiopoda, Lingulata, Lingulida, Lingulidae. The record is from RefSeq and is a predicted model, not a curated record.